UGAUGUUACCUAUGGUUAGCCAUUCGGGUGUUUUGAGUGAUGUGUCAGUUCAACUCGUGUCGUUAGGUAUCAAAUAACUGACAAUGAUAAAUGUUUAUGUGACUAUUGUAACGUUAUAAAAUAUCGUAUUUCUACUUUAUGACAAUUUAGGCAAUUGUCAACUGUUUUCCACAUGAGGUGCUGGAUAUCAUGGGUUUUUGCUGUGGUAUUGUUGUCUGGUGGUGCACAUUCGUGGGACAAUGAUGACUUAGAAAUAUUUGAUUUAGUAGAAGAAAUCAAUACCAAUUUCUACAGUCUUCUGGGUGUAGAGCAGGAUGCUGAUGCUUCAGAAAUCCGCCGAGCGUACAGACGCUUGUCUCUCGUCAUACAUCCAGAUAAAAGUGAUGCUCCAGAUGCGGACGUUAAGUUUAGACAGCUGGCUGCCGUGUACGACGUCCUGCGAGAUGGCACCAAGCGCAUGCGCUACAACGAGGUGCUCAGGAACGGCCUGCCCGACUGGCGGCAGGCCGUGUUCUACUACCGGCGCGUCCGCAAGAUGGGGCUGGCCGAGAUGCUGGUCAUCCUCAGCGUCCUGCUGACCGUGGGCCAGUACGGGGUGGCCUGGGCGUCCUACGUCGAGAAGAAGUACAACGCCGAGCAGUAUUUAAGCAUGAAGUUAAAGAGAUUACAGAAGAAAGUUAAGAAAGGCAAAUACGAUGGACCACCUCUUCCAGAGACCAUCGAAUUGGAUAUUCCUUCACCCAGUGUGUGGAACACGUUGCCGUUCCAGCUGCCUCGCUUUGCGUGGUUCUGCAUCACCAUGUUCCCGCAGAGCGUCCGACUGUUGCGCCAGUAUCUGGCCGAGAGGAACCAGCGGAGAGAGGAGGAGACAUCCUCGGAGGAGGAAGUGGAGGUGGAAGUGCGGCCCGCCCGCCGUCGCAAGGGCAAGUUUGCCCCCCCCGAGCUGGGCGCAGCAGCCCCGGACCCGGCCAGCAGCCCCCCGGGCCCCGGUAGGCGGGACCAGGCGGCCGAGGACGAGCCCCCGCCCGUCGUCUCCGGGGGCCUGUGGACCGACGACGACAUCGUGGAGCUGAUUCGGCUGGUGAAGAAGUUCCCCCAGGGGAUAGCCGGCCGCUGGGAGAAAAUCGCAGCUGCCAUGUGCAGGCCGGUGGGCGAGGUGACGCACAUGGCCCGGAAGGUGAAGGAGGACGGCUACCGCGUGGGGCGGCCCGAGGACCCGGCGGGGGAACAGCCCCCCGAGGAGCCGCGCAAGGUGAAGACGAAGGGGGGCAAGCUGGGGGUGGCGGGGGCGGCGGCGGACGAGGACGCCGGCUGGACGCAGCAGCAGCAGAAGGCUCUGGAGGCGGCCCUGGUCAGGUUCCCCAAGGGAGGCGCGCUCGACCGCUGGGAGAAGAUAGCCAAGUGCGUGCCGGGGAAGACCAGGGAGGAGUGCAUCUUGAGGUACAAGCACCUGGCAGACGUGGUCAAGAAGAGGAAAGAGAACGGCGACGCGACGGAGACGGCGAGCCUCUAGAGAUGUGUGCCUGCAAGCGACUACUUAACGGUACGAGCGCCGACGUGUGCCGUGCGCACGGGACUCAUCCCUGCCCACUUUUUUAAAUAUACUAUUUAUGAAAAAAAAAAAAUAUAUGUUGUUUUAUUUUAUUCUCUGUACAAUGUGAGUUGGCCAAUAAAGAACAAAGUUUAUUACUAA
Bacillus rossius redtenbacheri is the source of this 1693-nucleotide messenger RNA. Its product is annotated as dnaJ homolog subfamily C member 1-like. Gene Ontology annotation, cellular component: endomembrane system. NCBI's taxonomy places the organism in Eukaryota, Metazoa, Arthropoda, Insecta, Phasmatodea, Bacillidae. The record is from RefSeq and is a predicted model, not a curated record.